UCCGCGCUGCCCGUGCGCCCACCUGGCCAGCCGCCGCGCUUCGUCCCCGCCGGCUCCGCUUCGCCAUUGGCUGCGCCGCGCUCCGUCCGGACACUCCUCCCGCUUGUGGCUGUUGACUCUGGGACACUGCGAGUUCUCACCGAUGGGAGAGUUCGCUGCCUGCCUGUAACUACCGUGCUCUGGCCCUGCGCACACCCGCGCUAGCUCUGCUUUGCCGUCACCCGUUGCUACCUCCAGCCGUCCGUCCUUGAGCCCAGUGCGGGCUCGCCCCGGGCCCUGGCUGACCGACCUCUAGCGCUGCGGGGUCGGUCACCUGGUACCUGGUACUUGGUCCCUUCCGCUGGGCAGCGCCUUCCACACCCUCUGUCGGAGCUGAGGCCAUGUGGCUGUUUCCUCGGCGGCCGUCCUCCCACCUCCCAAUCUCUGCACUUUUCUCCUCUAGCCUUAGAGAACGCAAGGUCUCCCUCCCGGUGACCCCUGGCCGAUGUGAUGUUGGUGGCUGUCUCGGGCUUCCCCCCAGGCUUCCAGUGCCGCGGCGGCAGCUACGCUGUGCCCCUCGCCUGGCGAUGCGACGGUGACCCGGACUGCCCUGAUGGCAGCGAUGAGGAGGAGUGCAAGACCGAGCCGUGCACCCAGGACGGGCAGUGCUCCCCGCCCGGGGGCAGCCCUUGCUCUUGUGACAGCAUCGAUGACUGCCCCGAUGACAUGGACAAGAUCCUUCUCAACUGUGGCCGCCAGCCCUGCCCGGCUGGGGAGUUCUACUGCCUGCUGGACAGCACCUGCAUCCUGCACACCUGGCUCUGUGACGGCCACCCCGACUGUUCCGACUCCAGUGACGAGCUGGGCUGUGGAACUGAGACCCCCCAGCAAGGCAUGUCUGUGACCUUGGAGAGCGUCACCUAUUUCGGGAAUGCCACAGCCACCUUUGUCAGGAACCAGGACUCCGUCCCGUCUGGAAACCGAAGUGCCUAUGGGGUUAUUGCAGCUGCUGUGGUGCUAAGUGCAGGCUUGGUUGCCGCCAUUCUGCUCGUGUUGUCCCGGCUCCUGUGCCCGCCGGGGCUGCUGGCGGCCGUGAAGGAGUCCCUGCUGGUGUCAGAGAAGAAGACCUCGCCGCUCUGACGGGGAGCUCUCGCCAUCAUGGUGCCGGGGCCCUGGGUGUGGCAGCCGUGGGGAGUGCAUGCGGCCGCUGGCACACCUGGCUCAGCUAUGGGCUCUUCCGACCACAGCACUGCAGACCGAGUUCCUGUGGACUUGACCCUGGAGAUUGGAUGAGCCCCUGAAUGUGGGGAGCCUGGAUGGGAACAUGCCCCACUGGGGUGGGCCCCAGACCGCUCCAGAGUGGCCUGCCAUAGACACUGCUCCUGCCAUAGACACUGCUCCUGUCCUGCCCCGUCUGAGGGCGGGGAUUAAAGUGAUUUUGCAUCAUC
Molecule: messenger RNA, 1427 nt
Organism: Pipistrellus kuhlii (Kuhl's pipistrelle)
Lineage: Eukaryota; Metazoa; Chordata; Mammalia; Chiroptera; Vespertilionidae
Gene: CD320
Product: CD320 molecule
Exons: 5
Coding region: 490-1119 (209 amino acids)
Biological process (GO): receptor-mediated endocytosis involved in cholesterol transport; cholesterol homeostasis
Cellular component (GO): plasma membrane
Molecular function (GO): protein binding
Source: RefSeq, a predicted model, not a curated record